AUGAGUAACCCUUUGAAUUGCUGCUGUCCAAAUCAAAAGUACACAAUUUACAUCACAGGAUCCAUGGAGGAUAAGAGAAUAUUUUGUGAGAAAGUAUUCAACAUUAAACUAAGAGACAUCUCCUUUUCUGAGAACUUGGUGCAUUUCAAUGGAACUAGCCUUAUCCUACUUGUUAUUGCAAACGAAGGGGAUCUAAGAGAUGUUCAUCAAAUGCAUAUGAAAAUGGCGAAUGCAGUGAUAUUGCUUAGAGACCGGGAUGAGAACGUGGAGACUGACAAGAAGACUUUGUUUGUCAGAAUGAAUGGAAAGUCGCAGCUAGAAAGUGAGAAUAAUUUGAUUGUACGAUCAGUCAUUAAGGGAUCAUAUGAAGAUGCAAGAGAUGGUGUAAAAGAGCUAACCAAGUUAAUAAAGCAUUAG
Messenger RNA from Vittaforma corneae ATCC 50505, 417 nucleotides. RefSeq lists its product as uncharacterized. The record is from RefSeq and is a predicted model, not a curated record. The transcript has a single exon. Lineage: Eukaryota; Fungi; Microsporidia; Nosematidae. Bases 1 to 417 code for a protein of 138 amino acids.